Dufourea novaeangliae is the source of this 1809-nucleotide messenger RNA. RefSeq lists its product as uncharacterized. The record is from RefSeq and is a predicted model, not a curated record. Gene Ontology annotation, biological process: positive regulation of voltage-gated potassium channel activity; regulation of synaptic transmission, cholinergic; sleep. Lineage: Eukaryota; Metazoa; Arthropoda; Insecta; Hymenoptera; Halictidae. Bases 268 to 729 code for a protein of 153 amino acids. The transcript has 3 exons.
AAGACACUACGAACGGAGAGGGAGUGAGGGAAAAACGGAGACCGCCGAUGUGCACGCUGUCCCGCGCAAAAAGGGGGUGUUGCCUCUUCAGUAUCGUAGUGAACACGUUCCGUGGCAGUAGCAGUUUCUUGCCGACGAUUUUCCGAGAACCCCGCAUGAUAUUACAUCGGGACUACUGAACCAACACGCCUGUGAUCCGUGCCGUACGACGAUCGAUUUGCCGCUAGAACACGAAAAGCAUUGAAAUCACCGAGUGCCCAGUACAAAAUGUCCGCCAGAUUAGAAUGGAUGUUGGUGAUCUUCGGCCUGGUCGUUCUCGCACAGUCAGGUUCGGCCCUACGGUGCUGGGACUGUGCUUCUAACGCGAAUGCCCUGUGUGGCGAUCCUAUGAACAUCACGGAGCACCAAGUGACCUUCCAUACUAAAGUCUGCGAAGCUGGUCUCUAUGACUCGUCGAAACCGAUAUGUCGUAAAACCGUGAGAAGAGAAAACGGCGAACGAGUAGUGAUACGUCAGUGUUCAACCCCGAACGUGGACGAGGCGGACAUCACCGAUGGUCCUUGCAGCGCAAUGGCGACUGGAGGUCGAAGUGUAGUCGAAUCCUGCCACAUUUGCAGCACCGAUCUCUGUAAUUCUGCGACAAGUGCAUCGAUCAUGCAGCCACUUUACAUCGUAGCUCUAGCCUUCGUCGGUUACCAUUUAUUCCAAUCGAAGUACAACGUCGUUUAAUCUUGCGAAAUUCUUAUGACGCAAAAAAAAGUGUAAGAAAAAAGGAAUAUAUCAUUUUAAUAUGUGAGAAAAUUAGAAGAAAAAAAGAAUACCGUAUAAGUCAACAUUCGAUCAGUAUCGUGUGAACAGCUCAUAUCGGGCGUACCGUGCCUGAUGUUGUUCUUGCCGAAUCGACCCAAUUUUAUUAAUUUUAGCAGUUAAGAAACUCGUUAUCCCAGCGAUGCGUUGCUUCCAAUUUCCGUCAUAGUAACACGUUUUAUUAAUAAUAUGGUUUCUAGACGGUCGAGGCGAACUCGUUAGCGUUUUAUUGUUAGAUACCUCGUUAGUUGCGUACCAAAUACCAUUCGACGUAAGUGUACGUUGACGUAGAUUUAUACGCUGACACGCCUAAAGCUUUACUUAAACUUAAAUUAAUCGUUUCCGCAGCGAUCUACAAUAUUCUCGUGAAAAAAAAGAAAAACGUCACUUUGAACGAGGCGAUUAUUUUUGUACUAUACGUGUAUAUGUAUAUAUAGAUUUGAUAUUUCGUGACCGUGGUAGUAUGAUAAAGAAAGAGAAACUGUUAAUUUGGAAUACGUUUUUUUGCUACCGCGCCCUCGCGUCACGGCUUACGGAAGUCUUGAUCGCAUAACUAACACGCGUCUAAUAUCGCACGCUGUUGUAGAUAGUGACCCUUUCUUUCGUUCUAGUUGCUCCUCUUUAAUCUUAGCUUUCUUAAGUGUUCGCCGUCUGAACGUUCUGUUCAGACACCGCGUCUCGAAUUACUUUUAAAAAGCAAGAAAACAAGCGGAUGAAAGUAGCUUAUCAGGUAUCCGUCCAACGCUUAGAAUGUAAUACGAAAUUUUCUUUUGCUUCACGGCCCAGCGAAAGUCUGCGUCCCGUCGAGUAACGUUUCGUUCUGUACAUUACGUUGUUUUGAAAUUCGAUCGAUUUAAAAUGUUUGUAGAUUAGGUACGAUUGCGUGCAAAAUUGUUUCGUUGCUACGUUUUUUCCCUUUAGAGUAAUGCGCAUCCUUCAUGAUAUCUAUUGUGAAAAACAUUAAAUUUACUGCAUAUCUGAAUUAAAAUGUUUCUCUUCAUA